Molecule: messenger RNA, 876 nt
Organism: Penicillium angulare
Lineage: Eukaryota; Fungi; Ascomycota; Eurotiomycetes; Eurotiales; Aspergillaceae
Exons: 1
Coding region: 1-876 (291 amino acids)
Source: RefSeq, a predicted model, not a curated record
AUGACCCGUCGUAACCUUACUCGCACCUCUGACCGAAUUUAUGCCCUAGCCGGCUUAGCUAGCUGGAUUCAUGAUACCACUGAUUCUUCCUACUGCAUUGGAUUAUGGAGAGACGAUUUGGACAGUCAGUUGCUAUGGUACAGCGAUAUAUCUCGCAGCGCUUGUCCUGCUCCUCAAAGACUCCCCCAGCCAUACGCCCCUUCUUGGGCGUGGCCAUGCAUUUCCGGCCCAGUCGCCUUUUUCAAGUCCAGUAGCGCAGACCUUCCAGUUGCAUUAUCCGAAUAUGCGGGUCCGGAUUUCCAUAGCGUGUCAGUGCAGCCUCUGCUCGGACUGGAUACUCAAGUAUGGGGAAUGGGUUUAACAUCUAAUCGAUACGGCCCGACCUUUAUGGCUCUUCUGCAAUCGACUGCAAGAGUUCUUCCUGUUUAUUUUUACAAAAGUACAGAUACCUGGGUCCCAGAGUACCCCGUCGCAGAUUUUGACUCUGCAGCUCUGAAAUUCUACAUUGAUGCUCCCGCCGAGGGUCCUGCAUACACUAAGAAUGACCCCAAUAGGCCCAUGAAGUACUGGCUGAUCCUCGCCGGUAAAUUCCAAGAGUCCGGGGGAUAUACGCCCAUUCAACUGCAAGCUGUUUGCCUUUUGACUAGAAGAAUGACAUCAUACGAGGACCAAAUAUUGGUUACUCAGGCAUAUCUUACCUUCUGUUUGGGAAUAUCAAAGCAUGGGGACAAGGAUUACAGAUAUGAGAACAAAAAUCUAGCCACUGCAGAUAAAAAUGUGGAUUUGAAUCUCGCGAGGGUAGGGAUUGUGCGAGGGGCUGGCUCCAUUAGAGCAUGGGCAGAAGCCGUUCCGGAGACGAAGUUCAAUCUGUAUUAA